AUGAGUAAUAAAAGACCGAAAGAUUUUUAUGAAAGAAAACGGUAUUUACAUAAGAAAAAGUCAACGAAAUCUAAUCAAAAUAAAAAUGAUCAAAACAACCAAAAAAUAUAUCAAUCUUUGGAUCCUAUUGAAGCAAAUAAUUUAUUGAAUGUAUAUGAUACCUAUAUUAAUUUCAAUAUUCCUUACUAUGGGUGGAAAUUAUUUUUUUAUGAAGAAGUUAGAGGCUGUGUAAUAAGAGUUGGUCAUGUGAAGCAUCUUGCCCAAUGGAUUGUAUUUACUUGUUGUAAAUGUAAUUUACAGAAAAUAGUAAAACAACCAUUAGGAGUUUAUACAAUUCCAAAAAAAUGUCGCACAUGUGGUACAUCUAAAUUUCGUGCAAUGUUAGAUUCACCAUUGGUAAAAAGUAUCUCCUUUCAAAUAAUUAAGAUACAAGAACUUUCAAAUAAAAUUUUAUUUUCUUUAUAUCUGGAAGCUAUUACAAUAGUUAACAACAAACAGAGUCUUCAGAACAAAAAUGUUAUGAAUAAUGAAAUGUCAGUAAAAGAUUAUUUAGCAAUAAAGGAAGUGUAUAAUACACCAAAUAUUUUUCCACUUUUGGUACACUCACUUUGUCCAAGUAUAUAUGGUCAUGAAAUAAUUAAAGCUGGAUUGAUACUCAGUUUAUUUGGUGGAAAUAUAGAACAGUUAGAAUCACGAGAAAAUAUACACACAUUAAUAGUUGGUGAUCCUGGUCUUGGAAAAUCGCAAAUGUUACAAAUGUGUGCUCGAAUUUCUGCAAAAGGUGUAUAUGUAUGUGGUAAUUCAAGUACAUCUUCUGGUCUGACAAUAACACUGGCAAAAGAAAAUAAAAGUAAUAAUUUUACUUUAGAACCAGGAGCAUUAGUUUUAGCAGAUAAAGGUUGCUGUUGUAUUGAUGAGUUUGAUAAAAUGCGUAAACAAUAUGCGGUUUUAUUAGAAGCUAUGGAACAGCAGAGUGUGAGUGUUGCUAAAUCAGGAGUAAUUUGUUCUCUUCCUACUAGAACUUCAAUUCUUGCAGCAGCUAAUCCAGUUAGUGGGCGGUUCAACAGAAGUAAAACAGUAAUGCAAAAUUUAAGGAUGAGUGCACCUCUUUUAUCACGUUUUGAUUUAAUAUUUCUAUUGUUAGAUGAGCCAAAUGAGCGUAUGGAUGAUUUAUUAUGUAAACAUGUUAUGUCAAUUCAUGCUGAUUCGAAUACAACUAAUAAUGUGCAAAGAAGUAUAUUUCAAUCUACAAAUGUAUUAAGUACCGACAAAUUUUCAUUAAGAGAUAAACUUGUAUCUUCUAUUGCUAACGAUAUAAAUAUUAUUCCACAAUCAAUUCUCCAAAAAUAUAUUGCAUAUGCACGACAAUACGUCAAACCGAAAUUAACCAGAAAAGCAGCUGUAAUAUUGCAAAAUUAUUAUUUAGAUCUUCGAACUAAAAAUAAUAAAUUUGGUGGUUUAUCUGUGUGUAAUAGACAAUUAGAAGCUAUGAUACGAUUAACAGAGGCUCGAGCAAAAUUGGAGUUACGGACAGAGGUAACAGAAGCAGAUGCUUUGGAUGUGAUAGAAAUUUUACAAUAUACAUUUAAGAAUGAAAUUAUAAAUUGGCAGCCUUUAAGUACAAAAAAUGUAACUAAUAGAAAAGUCAAAGAAUUUAUAAACUUAUUAAGAAAAGAAACAGUUUCUAAUAGCAGUAAUGUAUUUUCUAUGAAGAGAUUGCACGAAAUCGCAUCAAACAAACAAAUGUUGGAUGGUAUUCCAGAAUUUAUUGCAAAACUAAAUGAAAGCGGCAUUUUAUUGAAAGCAGGAACUAAUACUUUCAAAUUUGUUUCUUAA
This is a messenger RNA of Habropoda laboriosa, 1836 nucleotides long. Its product is annotated as DNA helicase MCM8-like. Bases 1 to 1836 code for a protein of 611 amino acids. NCBI's taxonomy places the organism in Eukaryota, Metazoa, Arthropoda, Insecta, Hymenoptera, Apidae. The record is from RefSeq and is a predicted model, not a curated record. Gene Ontology annotation, cellular component: MCM complex; nucleus. The transcript has 11 exons. Gene Ontology annotation, molecular function: ATP hydrolysis activity; single-stranded DNA binding; single-stranded DNA helicase activity.